Messenger RNA from Sordaria macrospora k-hell, 1641 nucleotides. RefSeq lists its product as uncharacterized. Gene Ontology annotation, molecular function: phosphoric diester hydrolase activity. Lineage: Eukaryota; Fungi; Ascomycota; Sordariomycetes; Sordariales; Sordariaceae. Gene Ontology annotation, biological process: lipid metabolic process. The record is from RefSeq and is a predicted model, not a curated record.
AUGGGGAAUCUCACCAUCCGCAACCUAACCAUCACGCCGCUCGAGCUGAAGGAAGUGGAGCGCCACGAGGACCCUACCAAGGCUCGCAAGCCGAACGGGUUUGCGAAGAUCACGUCUCGCAUUACCGGGAAAUCCAAGUCGGUACCAACCGCCGCGGUAACGGACCUCAACGGUGCGGCUAAGGAACCAGUCACCAAGCAAGACAUCACCGAUGUCAACAUCCGGCCCUUCUCCGAGCAUGAGAUUUCAAUCUCACUACCCGAUGCCUCCAAAGGCGAAUCUCUCCGCCUCACCUUCGCCGAACCCGGCACGCCAUACACCUACUCCGUCUCCAUCCCCGGUCCCUCACCGCGGAGCAUCGUCAUGAAAGCCAACCCACCACCUUCAGACCAACAAUCUCAAGUCCCCCCUUCCGACCGUGAGUUCACCCUCAUCUACAUGCCCCAGCACUCCUUCCUCGCCAUCUUCAGCAGCGCCCACCUCAACCGCUGGAUGGCCGAGCUCAACCCAUCCUACCCCUUAUCAGCCCUCAGCAUCCCCGGCACGCACAACAGUCCAACCUGCUACGUCGCCUUGCCCUCCGUACGCUGCCAAGCCAUCUCCGUCCGCAAACAGCUCGACAACGGCGUGCGCUUCCUAGACGUGCGUGUCUCCUGCCCUUCCCGCUUCCCUUCGCCCACCAAAACCGCUUCUCCUCGUCUCAACACACCCGACUCUAUACCCGGCGCCUUCCCAAUCUCCCCUACCACUUCGGCGACAAAGACGGACCCAACUCAGUCACCGACAGACACCAACCCGCCCGCUCCCCAACCCGAACUUUCACCGCAGGCCCCGGAACCAAGUCACAAAGACAAGACCAAAGGGCCCAACCUCAGCUUGGUCCACUCCGCCUUCCCCAUCGCGCUGUCGGGGACAAAGUACUUCCACGACCUGCUUUCCGAAUGCUACGCCUUCCUGGACGCCAACCCAUCCGAGACGGUGUUGAUGAGUAUCAAGCGCGAGGGCACGGGGCGCGGGACAGAUCAGAACUUAUCUAUUUACCUAGCCGCUCGCUAUCUGACGCCGGAUAGGUGGUACACGAAGCCUGAGAUCCCGACGCUGGAGCAGGCACGGGGACGUAUUGUGCUGGUGAGGCGGUUUCACGUGGAUCCAAGUCUGCAGGCUUCGGGAAUGGGUAUCGAUGGGUCGGUGUGGCCUGAUAACUGCGCGGACGGGACGUGUGGAAGCGGGAUGAUUCGGAUCCAGGAUUAUUAUGAGGUUGGGCAGACGCAGCAUAUUGACAAGAAGAUUGGGUUCGCGAGGGAGGAGUUGAUGAGGGCCGCACAGCAGGUGUUUGUGCCACAGGGCAUGCCGGGAUCGGAGGCUGCUGGCGGUCCGUUGCCUCUGUUUAUCAACUUUCUGAGUGGCAGCAACUUCUUCAAUGCGAGUUGCUGGCCUGAAAAGAUUGCUGCGAAGAUCAACCCAUCCAUGAUCGAGUAUCUGUGUAUGGGUCACGGAGCUCCUCAGAAGCAACCAGGUGAGCUUACCGUUGGCGAUGCUGGGACUGGCAUCGUAGUGACAGAUUGGGUUGGAAAUAACGGCGAUUGGGAUUUGAUACGUUGCAUCGUCGGUUGGAACGCAAGGUUGCAGUUGAAGCGAUGA